Rotaria sp. Silwood1 is the source of this 966-nucleotide messenger RNA. The record is from the annotation of a GenBank genome assembly. NCBI's taxonomy places the organism in Eukaryota, Metazoa, Rotifera, Eurotatoria, Philodinida, Philodinidae.
AUGGAUCGAAAUGAACGAAAAUCGUCAACAUUGUUUUCAUCAAAAAAUGAAAAAAUUACUCAAUUUGAAAACGAUAUUAAUAAGUCACGAUCUAUUAAUUUUCGUCUUCCUUAUUUUCGACAAACACAAUCAAAAAAAAUACAAAAUUAUUUUCAAUAUCGAUCUUCUGCAUAUCAACAAGUUAAUAAACAUUCUUAUAAACAUUAUUCAUUUAUUGAAAAAGAAAUGAAUUAUUUAACUUCGAAUUCAAAUCAAAAAUUCAUACGACAUAAAACAAAUACAGAUAAUAUACAAGAUAAUGUUCAAGAAUAUUGUCGAUAUAGAAGUGCUACAAUAUAUAAUUCGAAAAACGUAUCUAAUGUUAAUAAUAAUCUUCUUUCUCCAAGUUAUUUAAAAUUGACAAAUCAAAAUUCUCAUGAAUAUUCAAGAUAUAGAGAUUCUCGAUCUCCACGUAGGACAUCAAUAAAUGAAGUUGAAAGGUUACAUGUAAAACCUCAUGAAACAUGUCGAUCUUUAUCUUAUAAUAGUGAUGUGGAGCGUUUUCCUGUUCCUGACAAUAAAGUUUUUUGGAAUGUUAUAUUUAAUGAUUAUCAACCUGUAGAAUAUACAACUGAGAAAAUAAAACAUAAUCCAAAAGCAGAUCCUAUUGAUCCAUCGAAAAUAAAUAAUUUCAAUCAAAUUGAUAAAAAGAUUGAUCGUACAAGUUUUACUGGACGUUAUUAUGUUGAUUCAAUAACAAAUAGACCACGAAAUCCAAUGGGAAGAACAGGAAUAACUGGUCGUGGUCGUUUAUAUUAUUGGGGUCCAAAUCAUGCUGGUGAUUCAGUUGUUACUCGUUGGCUUCGUGAUAAUAAUGGCUCAAUUGUUUAUCGUCGAGCCAAUGCACAAGAUUGUCUAAAGCCAGUUCUCGAAUUUGUAGCCAUUGAACGAAAAGAUACAAAAACAUGGGCUCUACCCGGAGUAUGA